This is a messenger RNA of Triticum turgidum subsp. durum (durum wheat), 1530 nucleotides long. NCBI's taxonomy places the organism in Eukaryota, Viridiplantae, Streptophyta, Magnoliopsida, Poales, Poaceae. The record is from the annotation of a GenBank genome assembly.
AUGGAUCAUGGGAGUGUGGUCCCCGAGAUUGUGUCAUUUCAUGUAUUGGAAGAAAUGACAGAUAGUUUCUCUGAAUACCGCAAAUUAGGCAGUGGCUCAUAUGGAGAAGUUUAUAUGGGUGAGAGUAAGGAUGGAAAGAAGAUUGCUGUCAAGAUGCUCCAUGACAUUAUAGGACUUAACAAUGAUCAAUUUGACACAGAGUGUCUCAAUCUCGCAUCUCUUCGGCACCAUAAUAUUGUGCAACUGGUUGGCUAUUGCCACGAAACCCGGCGAGAAUACAUAAGGUACAAGGGAAAGGUUGUUCAUGCUCAACAGAUAAAGAGGGCGCUUUGCUUGGAGUACAUGUAUAAUGGAAGCCUUGAAACAUUUCUUUCUGACAAAUUGAAAGGAAAUGAUUGGUCCACACGUUAUGCAAUAAUAAAGGGAAUCUGCAAUGGUUUAAAAUACCUUCACGAGGAACUGGAACCUCCAAUGUAUCACUUGGAUUUAAAACUAGCUAAUAUAUUGCUGAAUGAGAAUAUGGUACCGAAAAUCGCAGAUUUCGGCUUGUCGCGGUUCUUUGAGGGUCAAAAACCACAAAGGACAAAAAGUAUUAUAGGAACACGUGGAUACCUACCGCCGGAAUACAUUGAUGGUGAAAUAAUCUCAGUCAAGUCUGACAUAUUCAGCUUAGGUGUUGUGAUCAUAAAGAUAGUGACAGGGCCUAAGGGCUACUUCAGAAGAGCUGAAAUGACUUCCCAGCAAUUAACUAAGAAUGUGCUCGAGAAAUGGAGAAAAAAGAUACAUGCAACAUCAGACUAUGAGUUAGAGUCGUAUUCCAAACAAGUAAAGAGGUGCGUUGAAAUAGCUUUAAGUUGCUUGGAGGCUGAUCGAAGCAACAGGCCAAGUAUAGGGGAUAUUAUCCGUAAGCUGAAUGAGACAGAGGCUAUGCAUCAAAUUGACAGUGGAUUUACAUAUGACAAAGGGUUGUCAUUUUCAUCUAUAAACCAGAGCCCUCGGUUGAAGAUGACAACGAGCGCCAAGUGCAGGGUGCUCACAUCGAGAUCACUACGGAUUGCCAACAAUCAGCCCCAGUACUGGAAAUGGAUUCCUGCUCCAGAUUCGACUUCCAGGUUUGCCGAAUGCGCGGAACUCCUGAGUGUGUACUUUCUCGCCGUCAUCGGAGAGAUCCCGCCGAGGGACCUCUCCGCCGGCACAAGCUAUGCAGUUUACCUCGUGUACAAGCUGGCGAGAACCACCUAUGGCCUGAGGGGCUCCGUGCAGACAUCGUCACUCAGGCUCCACGGCGAGAGGAUCGUCCCCGGCAGCACCCGCGGGGUCAGCCUCCACCCCGAAGGGCGCGGGUCAGCCAAUGAUGUUACCUACCCCAACGCGAGGGGCGACGGCUGGCUGGAGCUCAGGCUGGCCGAGUUCGAAAACGACGACGAGAUGCUCACAGAGAGGGGGGUGAUCGUGGAUCUCCGUGAGGAGAAUGACAGCGUCCAGAAGAAAGGCCUCAUCAUUGGGGGCGUGGAGUUUAGGAGCAACUAG